Peromyscus californicus insignis is the source of this 9329-nucleotide messenger RNA. It is a transcript of the gene Cpeb3, whose product is annotated as cytoplasmic polyadenylation element binding protein 3. NCBI's taxonomy places the organism in Eukaryota, Metazoa, Chordata, Mammalia, Rodentia, Cricetidae. The transcript has 10 exons. Gene Ontology annotation, biological process: negative regulation of cytoplasmic translation. Bases 1586 to 3844 code for a protein of 752 amino acids. Gene Ontology annotation, cellular component: cytoplasm; neuron projection; nucleus. The record is from RefSeq and is a predicted model, not a curated record. Gene Ontology annotation, molecular function: mRNA 3'-UTR binding; mRNA regulatory element binding translation repressor activity; ribosome binding.
UUUCAUUUUAUCAGGCAAAAAUAAGGUGAGUUGACUCAGAACAUACAGGUAGAAUUUUUUUGCAUGGGUGUAUGUAAGUGUGUCUGUGUGUGUGUGUGUGUGUGUGUGUGUGUGUGUGUGUGUGCAUGUGUGAAUAAGUACAAGCGGAAGCCAGAGGUCCAACUCAGGUGUCCUUCCUGAGGAACAGUCUGCUAAUUUUUUUCCUGUGGUGGAGAUGGGUGAGGGCAUGAUGCAGUGGCCCUCUGUCGUGGCCAAAACGGAAACAAGGGGAGGCCAGGAGCCUACAGUACCUAGUUAUCUCAGGCAGUCUCCCAGCCAAAUAUUAACCAAUCCCUGCUUAGAUCAGAGGAGAUCUGUCGAGGUCAUGGUGAUACAGCAGUAGACUUUUUGAUUCUUUAUAGGUUUCACAUCAUACAUCCCGAUCCUAUCCGUCUCCCAGUUCCUUCAUAUCUGCCCACCACCCUUACAACCUCCCUAUUUUUAAAUUUUUUGAGACUGAGCGGUCCAGGGACCCACCUGUUCCCCCUCUCACCUCCUCCCACCCUCACCUUUGGGUUUAUAAGGGUGUGAUGCUGCCAUGCUUAGGUUUUUUUUAAUGGGUUCUGGGGAUCUAACUCAGGUUCUUACACUCAUUGAGUAAGGACUUUUAUCAUCUAAGCUAUCUCCCUAGCCCAUUUUUGGUUUGUAUAUAGCCCAGGCUGUUCCAGAACUCACGGCCAUUCUGCUGCCUCAGCCUUACUAGUGCUGGGAUUAUGAAGUGAGCUUUGCUCAUCCAGUAAAGAUUCAAAUACAAAGAAAUCCUGAACUGGGUGUGGUGGCACUGGGGAAGCAAAGACAGGAGGAUUGGUGCAGUUUUAAAGCCUGCUUGAUCUACAUAGCCAGUUCCAAGUCAUCUAGUGGGUACAUAGGGAGCUCCUGUCUCAGUCGGUCAGUUCUGGUAGGUAAAAGGUCAAACAUUUUCGAUUAAAACCUAUUUUUACCUCCAAGGUCAGUAGCACAUUUAGUAUUAAGGUACUUUUAAAAUUCAGUAUUAAAAGUGUUUUCUUUAAGCAAAUAUGGUAGUACAUAUCUAUAACCCCAGCUGGUGGGGGAUGAGGCCAGAGGAUCCAGGUUAGCCAGGGCUAUGUAGGGAAACCUUGUCUCCCAAUGUCUCAAAACAGAACAAAGCAACUGGGGGUGGGGGUUUUAAGUGUUUAUCAUUCUCCAGUAAUUCUCCGUCUAUUUUUUUUCUUCCACACCCUAAUCUCUUUCUUUCUAGUAGGGUUCCUGUUGCUGGCUACCCAGCCAUUACCAUCAUAAUACCAUUUAAGGUAGCUCAGCUGGAUCUAUUUAUUCACAGUCCUACAAUCUACUUUCUCUUUUAGCCUUGCUUCCUAAAUCAAGUUGACAACCCAGUUUAUUUUUCCUUCUUUUAUUUCAACAACUCCCGAUUUAGAUUGGUUAGGAGGCUAUAAUAUAAUCCGGGCACAACCUCUCCCCCUUGGAAUCUGUAUUUACGAGGCUUCCUCCUUUCCCGGUUGAACGUGCUGAAGCCGGGCAGAGUACCUUGUGAAGGACUUCAGCCCCCACAGUCCUCUGUGUGCGCAUGCCCACUCUUCUUACAGUUGUCAAAGUGCUUUUCCAGAGCGGUCACAUAAUCACUCCGAAAGAAGAAAUAAAUACUGUUCAUUUUUCAAUUUUAUCGAUCCUUAAAAACUGGACACUUAAAGCUGCGCAAACCAUGCAGGAUGAUUUACUGAUGGACAAAAGCAAAACCCAGCCCCAGUCUCAGCAGCAGCAGCGGCAGCAGCAGCAGCAACAGCUCCAGCCCGAGCCCGGCGCAGCCGAAGCCCCGUCCACGCCCCUCUCCUCAGAGACCCCCAAGCCCGAAGACAGUAGCGCAGUGCCGGCCAUCAGCCCCGCCUCGGCCCCGCCAGCCCCCAACGGCCCCGACAAGAUGCAGAUGGAGUCGCCGCUCCUGCCGGGCUUGAGUUUCCAUCAGCCCCCUCAGCAGCCGCCGCCGCCGCCGCAGGAGCCCGCGGCGCCCGGAGCGUCGCUGUCGCCGUCCUUUGGCAGCACCUGGUCCACUGGCACGACGAACGCGGUAGAGGACAGCUUCUUCCAGGGGAUCACCCCGGUCAACGGGACCAUGCUCUUCCAAAACUUCCCGCACCACGUCAACCCGGUCUUCGGAGGCACCUUCUCCCCGCAGAUCGGCCUGGCGCAGACCCAGCACCACCAGCAGCCGCCGCCGCCCGCGCCGCAGCCGCCGCAGCCCGCGCAGCCCCCGCAGGCGCAGCCCUCGCAGCAACGCCGCUCGCCCGCCAGCCCCAGCCAGGCGCCCUAUGCGCAGAGGAGCGCCGCCGCCUACGGCCACCAACCCAUCAUGACCAGCAAGCCGUCCUCAUCCUCGGCCGCUGCAGCCGCCGCUGCCGCGGCCGCCGCCUCCUCGGCCUCGUCCAGCUGGAACACGCACCAAAGCGUGAACGCCGCCUGGAGUGCCCCGUCCAACCCGUGGGGUGGCCUACAGGCUGGCCGGGACCCUCGCCGCGCUGUCGGCGUGGGCGUGGGCGUGGGUGUGGGGGUACCCUCCCCACUUAACCCCAUCUCGCCGCUCAAGAAGCCCUUCUCCAGCAAUGUGAUCGCGCCACCCAAGUUCCCUCGUGCGGCCCCGCUCACCUCCAAAUCCUGGAUGGAGGAUAACGCUUUCCGGACCGAUAAUGGUAACAAUCUGUUGCCUUUUCAGGACCGGAGUAGGCCCUAUGACACUUUUAACUUGCACUCCUUGGAGAACUCCUUAAUGGAUAUGAUAAGGACUGAUCAUGAGCCUCUGAAAGGUAAACACUACCCUCCCAGUGGCCCACCAAUGAGUUUCGCUGAUAUAAUGUGGAGGAAUCAUUUUGCAGGACGCAUGGGAAUAAAUUUCCAUCAUCCAGGAACAGAUAACAUUAUGGCACUGAACAGUCGGUCUUCUCUCUUUCCCUUUGAAGACGCCUUCUUGGAUGACAGCCAUGGCGAUCAGGCUUUAUCAUCUGGCUUAAGUUCUCCCACUCGAUGUCAAAAUGGGGAACGAGUGGAACGCUACUCUAGAAAGGUGUUUGUUGGAGGCCUUCCUCCUGACAUCGAUGAAGAUGAGAUCACUGCCAGCUUCCGCAGGUUUGGACCUCUCGUGGUAGACUGGCCUCAUAAAGCAGAGAGCAAGUCGUACUUCCCUCCUAAAGGCUAUGCCUUCCUGCUGUUCCAGGAAGAGAGCUCAGUGCAAGCUUUGAUAGAUGCCUGCCUAGAAGAGGAUGGGAAACUGUACCUGUGUGUGUCCAGCCCCACUAUCAAGGAUAAACCGGUGCAAAUUCGACCGUGGAACCUAAGUGACAGUGACUUUGUAAUGGAUGGUUCUCAGCCUUUGGACCCCAGAAAAACUAUCUUUGUUGGGGGAGUUCCACGACCCCUUCGAGCUGUUGAACUCGCAAUGAUAAUGGACCGUUUGUAUGGUGGUGUUUGCUAUGCUGGCAUUGAUACAGAUCCAGAGCUGAAGUACCCCAAAGGUGCUGGGCGUGUUGCGUUCUCCAAUCAGCAGAGCUACAUUGCAGCCAUCAGUGCACGUUUUGUGCAGCUUCAACACAAUGACAUUGACAAACGGGUGGAAGUGAAACCAUAUGUGCUGGAUGAUCAGAUGUGUGACGAGUGCCAGGGCACGCGCUGCGGUGGGAAGUUUGCCCCGUUCUUCUGUGCCAACGUCACCUGUCUGCAGUACUACUGUGAAUACUGCUGGGCCAGCAUCCACUCCCGAGCCGGCCGAGAGUUCCACAAACCGCUGGUGAAGGAGGGGGGCGACCGCCCUCGGCACGUCCCGUUCCGCUGGAGCUGAACCCCGGGCGACCCAGCUACAAGUACUGGAGUAGAUCACAAGGAGGAAGAGAGGGCACUGCCUCAGGGCUCACGGUGUUCUGGAAAUCUGUGCAUUCGUUCUCGAUUUUUAAAGAAGAAAUGGGUCUUUUUAUUAUUAUUAUUAUCAUUUACAGUCAUAUUACUGAACUCAGCGUCCAGUAUAAUGCAGAAUCGCAGAGUGUGUAACGGUACCCAUUUGCACUUUGACUCACAACUUGUCUGCUUGGUACCUUGAUUUCUUACACCUGAUCUGUCACCUCCACAGUACGUAGACUGCCAUUCUCAUCAGCGGCCGUCAGGCUGACGUCUGUGACUCUUUGUUUGAUGUUGUGGUGUUGUGGCUCUGAUUGGUUUUACUGGAGCAUGCACUUAUUUUCAGAAACGUAGAGAGUCGCCCCUAGGACAAGACUUACCAAAGGUCACACGUGUAAGUAGAGGCCGAUGUAGCAAACACUUUACAAUCAGCAGUCAGUAGUGGGGGUCGCGUAGAGUAAGGAUAGCCCUUCAUGAAAAUAAGUCUGUAGCCGCUCUGUACAUGUACAGAUACCUCACAAGCUGGGUCUUUCAUUUUCCUUCAUGUUUGAGUUUUGUUUGGCUGAGGAUUUGGGUUAGAUCUUUUAGUGUUAUGUAAAUUUAUGCUGCAAUAGCUUUUGCUGCUAUUAAAAUGGUAUUGUGGAUACCAUAAUACUCUAUUCAGGCUAAGGUAUCAAUUAACAACAAAAACAAGAACCCAACACACACUUUUGUGGUUUAGGGAUAGAGCCAGCUGCCGGAAGGAGAGGAGAAGAGACCAGAGAGAGCCAGCAGAGGCCGCCGUUCCUGACUGCAUGUUUACCUAAUGCGGUUGCUGCAUGCAAUAAAUUUUAUAUCCAAUGUCUAGUAUAAAACCUUCCCACAAUGCACAAAUUAAGAAUCUAUAUAAGCUAUAAAAUACUCAUUUUUUUAAAUGAUUUUUUUUUCAUUCAAAGAAUUGGUAAUCGGUGGGAGGAAGGCAUGCCUCAAUGGGUGGAAUGCUUGUGGACAGGAAGAGCCCAUAUCAGGCCGACCAUUAUUCAAACCAAUAGAAAACCUAGUGUAGGAUACUCUUUUGGCAAAUCUGUGGACGGUGGAUGAAGUACUUGCGGUGCUCUGUUCUACAUUGUGCAAUUUCUUUUCUAUAGUGAAGUGAUUAUGUCUAACUGUGAUCCAAUGUAACUGUUAAAAGCCUCUGUGUCAGACAUUAUGAACUUGACCAUUCAUAACUGGUAUAUUAUUAAGUAACACAUGAGCUCUGAGAUAUGACCUCCUAGUGCUCACACCACUCUACAUAGCUUCAGACCUUGUCCAGAAAGCCAAAGAGCUCAUCUUAGCUUACAAACACUAAGACUAUACACAAUAUCUAGAGAUAAGUUGUCAGAUUGACACUGACGCACAUCGUUAAGAAAGCCACGUAAGGGUGACGCUAAAGAAAUGGCUGUACCAAGAUGGCCUGGGCAGACGCGGCCUUCCGUGCGAGACACUAACUACUAGUUCCCUGGAUUCACCCUGUGAAGCUUGAAUAGGAUGGAGCCCUGCUCAUGCUACCGUGGACAUUCUUUUAGCAUUCACUCCUGGGCUGUGGAGAGUACUAGGAAGAGCAAGCACGGUGAUUGCAAGACUGUAAGCUUUUUAACCCUCCGUCCUUGUCUUGAAUUCUGGGGACAAUCUGACCGGAUGCACACUGCAGAGUAGGUUUGUCACUGAGUCUUUUGUGCUGUGGUCUCCUUGUACCGUCUGGAAGUUAGUGUGACUUGGUUUUUUUUAGUUGUAGUUGGUUCUUUUUGUCUCUCUAGUGUUUAGUUGUGAAUACUGGCUCUCCAGCUACAGUUUGUUUUCAAAAAAGGAGAAACAAAAUAGUUUUUUACUGAAUUAAAAGAUGCCUAUUAGAUCCCUCCCCCUUGGGGGUUUUCUCUGGGCCUUUUGGGAAUCAUUGCUUUUCUGCGGCCCAGGUGUGGUUUGGUUUGGUUUUGUUUUUUCCUUUUUUUUUUUUUCUAUGUUUGUGUUUUAUUUUUUUCAUCUGUAUGGGAAAUUUUGUUACGCACUACUACUUUUUAUAUUCUAGAACGUUUUCAAAAGUUGGCUGAUGAUUUUUGUUUGUUUGUUUUUAAGGAAAAAGGCAUGCUUUCUGACUGACCUGAUCUUUUGCAAUACCUCAAUUUUGAAAUAUAGGAAAGAAAAAUGAUAUUUUCUAAGUAAGUUUAUUCAGAAAAUAUAUAUUAAUUUAAUUCUGCAAGAAAAUGAUUUAACAGAUGGGUAACUUUAUUUUUUUCAUGCUUAUUUGUGUUUUUUGAAAAUGAAGAAGUUAGAGCUUUAUAACUAUAAUAUUAAAGAUCAUAUCUAACCUACAGAAAUCUACCUAAUUAUGUGAAAGAUGCAGAUGUUUGGAAGAAGCACCCCUCUUUCAUGUACUAAAAUAACCCUGAGCUCUAGAGAAGCCGGAAGACUGUGCAGCGUAAACUAACGCGGAGGCCACAGUGUCGUGGAGACCAGGUUGUAAGAGAGACUCCAUUUGGUGCUGAGAGCUGUGACUAGGUGAUGGAAACUACUUUCCCUUAAUUUGUAUAUUUAUAAUCAAGUGUUGAUUGUGCGACUGACCAGGAUUGUGAAAGAGUUCUUCUGUUUGUAUUUUUUUAAAGAGAACUUUUUUAGUUUAUUAAAUUAUAACAUGUUCCCGUUUGUUUUUGUAAAUAAAUGUGCCCCUCCCCUCAAGUUCUUAAUGUUAUAUUAAAAGAGAGGGUCCUUCAAAAAAGUUAUUUUUUAAAACACAGAGGUGUUCUGCCCUGCAACUUGACUGGGAAGCCCCUGGUAACACAGGUCCUGCCGUGGCCUUUCCUUGAUGGGACACUUGAACUAGUGGAUUUUUUGAAGGCUGUAACUAACCUCGAUUCUUUGUUGUUACGUGCAAUACUGUUUGUACUGUUUGUAUAAAAAAUAGAAAAAAAAGAAAAGAAAAAAGGCAUAAAUCUUUAUUGCAGAUUUAUUUUCAUUGCAGACUUUAGACAUUGUGACUCACAGAACUCAUUUUCUACUGUCAAAAACGUACCUUUUCCUCAUGCUGGUAUUUUUUCAAUAGUAACGUAGCCUUUGUACUGAGACAAAUUUUCAUUGUUAUUUUUAGAAAGAUUUUUUGCUAAGAAAAAAAUUAAACAUAUUUACAUAUUUUUCAUUUUAUUUCGUAUUUUCUUUAAGGAGUGCUUUCUCAAUCAUUACUAGAGUUGUUUCUGGGAGGGACUUUCAUAUCUGGUCAACGUCAUAAUAUUAUUUUGUAUUUUUACUUGGAAUAAAUUAAUUUUAUGAUGCUAAUUCUUUAAAAGUUUAUUUUUUUCAUUUUCAGUUAUUUUUGAAGCUAAAACCUUUGUAAUAUUGUUACUAAAGUGUCUAGUUUUUUGAAAUGCAAAGCUUUAUGUAUUAACUUGCUGAUGUGGUUUACAGUAAUGGCAAUGAUGGAAACGGAUGGUUCUGUAAAGUGACUGGGACUGGGACGGACAGUUGGGUAAUAAACGACAGUGAGCAGAACGUGCGGGAUCUUGACAAGCCUUUUCCUUUAUCACAGUGGCUUAGUGUGAGACUAGGGAUGAUGUCACAGGACAGACAGGUCUCUAAGGAUGUCACAGUGGGUUUAUACAACACCAGAUGCAGUAAAACCUGUCGUCUGAUAAUGAAGUCAGCCCUCCUGAACCAGCACGGGGUAUGCAGCCAACCUUGGCCAGCAGCAUCCAGUGCUUUCCCUAAAACUCCUCUUUAUGUCCAGCGUGUGUGUGUGUGUGUGUGUGUGUGUGUGUGUGUGUGCGUGUGUGUGUGUGUGUGUGUGUGUGUGUGUGUGUGUCCGUCCCCCACCAACUGCUGUCCAUGUGUGAGCCGGUGCCUUUCCCUCCCGAUCUUACUCGCAUGCACAGUGGUGACAUGUGUGAGAAGACCCCACCUUGUACGUUGCAUGACUUGAAUGCCUCACCUGACUUGUCCCUGGAAGGGCUGGCGGCAGGCCCUGGGGAAGCACACUCUGUCACCACGCUAUGUCACCACUGUUCAUGCCUCAGCUGCAUCUCCCCCACUCCGCUGUUCUCUGUGAUGGCGCCCGCCCGCCCCUUGUUUGCCUCUUCUCGUGGUAACACUGGGCUACUCUGUGCAUGAUCUGUCUGCCUUCCUGCUGCUGCUGCUGCUGCUGCUGCUGCUGCUGCUUCAGCCCGCCCCCCCCCAUCCGCACCCCCAGCCCCGCCCCCAGCCUCGGGAGGGCAUCCACAGUUACUGCAGAGACAUCUCCCAGUGACAGAGCUGGUGUUGUGUAAACGGCACAUCCGGGGACUCCUCUAGACAGAUGGUGCAUUUCUGCUAGUUGUCGGUGGCCUCUUCUAGUUCUGUUGAAGUGGCGAGGAGGUUGAUCAAUAACUGGGAUAAGUAAGCGUGUGUCCAGAGUCGGCUCUUGGGUUCGCUCUAUGUAUUCAGUUUUGUAAAUAAUAUAUAGAUUAGAUCAAGUUGUGAUGUAAAAUUUUAACUCAAAUUGGGUCCUAUUGGUUGGAAUUUUACAUUAACUACAAAUAAAUGAUUAGGAACAGAAGAAAUUGGGAAAAUUCUUGUUUAGUGGUAUAAAGAUUAUGCUUAGAUUUCUGCCUAUAUCUUGUGUUUUAUAGCUUGUUAGUGAGGCAUGGGCUGAUGCAGUGUACUGCAUUUAUGCAAUUAGCAAAUAACUGCUAGUUUUCAUUUUAUCUAUUAUAUUAGCAACAAAGUGGCAUUUAACUGGGUAAAGCUCCUACCUAAAUAUUUGAGUAUUGUGACAUCUCAGCUUGCAAGGUUUGAAUGAAAGGUUAGUCACAGAUUAGUGAAAAAAAAAAGUGUCUUUUUGUUAAAACUGGCUUAUUUGUAUGGAUCACUCCUCUAUCGCUAGUUUGUAUGCUGUGUCUGAUAACAUUUUUUUUUUCUUUUAUAAUAACCAAACUUGUCAAACUCAGCUGCCAUAGUGUUCCAUUCUCACCACAGAGUAUUUUAUAAUUGAUGCUGUUGACUUAAUACCCCCGGAUGGGUCAAGAAGUGGACCAUGAGUCCAGAGCUGUUGACUUGUGUGGAUAUAGCAGUUCGCUGGGACCAGUAGAGAGCUUGGGUGCUAGUACAGGGGACGCUCCUGGACAGAGUGCUGUCGGGGUAUAAAGGAUUAGGUAUUUGUAUUUUUGCUGUCAAAAUGAUGGACAUGACUUUUAGAGUGUUCACAGCUAAGAUCUCUGUAUUUGUUUUUCAACUAACAACUAAUUUUAACUGGACUGUAUCUUUUCCUACCUGUUCUCUUGGAUUGUGUUCGCUGGUAAACCCUCCCUCUGCCCUGGGGCUUGGACUAAUACUGCUUGUACGGAUUCGCUACUGUGACUGAACGUGGAGCUCAUGCAGCUUAACUGCUUAAACUUUGUAGUUUGGACUUUUUUCUGUAAUAACAACUUAUUAAAUCUAGUUGUACGAAG